This is a messenger RNA of Lodderomyces theae, 2022 nucleotides long. RefSeq names its product AAH1. Gene Ontology annotation, cellular component: cytosol; nucleus. Lineage: Eukaryota; Fungi; Ascomycota; Pichiomycetes; Serinales; Debaryomycetaceae. The transcript is spliced from 2 exons. The coding region runs from base 1 to 2022 and encodes 673 amino acids. Gene Ontology annotation, biological process: hypoxanthine salvage; adenine catabolic process; purine ribonucleoside monophosphate biosynthetic process. Gene Ontology annotation, molecular function: adenine deaminase activity. The record is from RefSeq and is a predicted model, not a curated record.
AUGUCAGAACAAUUGUCACACCCAUCGAUCAAGGAUGGCUGGUUUGCAGAAAUCUCAGAAACUAUGUGGCCUGGCCAAGCCAUGUCUUUGAAAGUUGAAAAGGUUUUGCAUGUCGAGAAAUCCAAAUAUCAAGACGUUUUAGUCUUCAAGUCCGAAACUUAUGGUAAUGUUUUGGUGUUGGAUAACUGUAUUCAAGUUACCGAACGUGAUGAGUUUUCCUACCAAGAAAUGAUUACCCAUUUGGCUUUGAACUCCCACCCUAACCCAAAGAAGGCAUUGGUCAUUGGAGGUGGUGAUGGAGGUGUCUUGAGAGAAAUCUUGAAGCACGAAAGUAUCGAGGAGGCUUGGUUGUGUGACAUUGAUGAAACUGUUAUCGAAGUUUCCAAAAAAUACUUGCCUGAAAUGUCAAAGUCGUACAACGACCCAAGAACCAAAGUUCACAUUGGUGACGGUUUCAAGUUUUUGGAAGAAUACAAGAACCAAUUUGACGUUAUCAUCACCGACUCAUCCGACCCUGAAGGACCAGCAGAGAGCCUUUUCCAAAAACCAUACUUUCAAUUGUUGAAGGAAGCAUUGACUGAAAAGGGCGUUAUCACUACGCAAGCUGAAAACAUGUGGAUUCAUAUGGAUAUCAUUGCUAAGUUGAAGAAAGAUUGUGGGGAAAUCUUCCCAAUUGCAGAGUACGCCUACACCAUGAUUCCAACUUACCCAUCUGGCUCAAUUGGAUUUAUGGUAUGCUCAAAGGAUGCUAACGCCAAUGUUAGAAAGCCAAUCAGAUUCGAUUGGAGUGAUGACUUUGUCGCAAAGAAUUUGAAAUACUAUAACAAGGAGAUUCACGAAGCUUCCUUCAUCUUGCCAAACUGGGCUGACCAAAACCACUUCCUUGAAAAAUGGGCAUCGCAAGAAACGUAUCUGCUCGAGUUAUCGUCGCUUUCUUCUCCUGUAGCCAUGACGUUAACAAAAUAUGAGUGUACAUCUAGCGUGCACAGCUUCCUCAAAGAGUUGCCAAAAUGUGAACAUCAUCUUCACCUCGAAGGAACUUUAGAACCACAUUUAUUAUUCAAAUUGGCAAAAAGAAACCACAUUGAACUACCAGCAUCAUUUCCAUCAACAAUCGACAAAUGCAAGGCAAGAUAUGAUGACUUUGCCGAUUUGCAAGACUUUUUAGAUCACUAUUAUGUUGGAAUGAGCGUCUUGAUCACCGAACAGGACUUUUACGAUUUGGCAAUGGAUUACUUUGCAAAGGCAAAAGAGGAUGGGUGUUUACACUCGGAGGUAUUCUUUGACCCACAGGGCCACUUAGAAAGAGGGAUCGAGUUUGAUGUCGUAGUUUCAGGGUUCAAUCGCGCUUGUGAGGAUGCAAGAGCUCAGUUUGGAACUACUAACAAGUUGAUAAUGUGUUUGUUGAGACACUUGCCCAGCGCAGAUGGAAAGCAAGUUAUUGAAUCCGCUGGGAAGUACUACCAGGAAGGUAUCAUUCAUGGCUUGGGAUUGGAUUCAAGUGAGAAGCCCUUUCCUCCAGAGCUAUUUGAGGAAUGCUACUCGCUUUUGAAAGAGAAUCAUCCUCAUGUCGAGUUGACGGCCCAUGCUGGCGAGGAAGGUGAUCAUACAUAUGUUGAAAAGUCUUUGGAUACAUUGAAAGUGACUAGGAUCGAUCAUGGUGUCAACUCCAAACACUCGGAGUCGUUGAUGCAACGGUUGAAGGAGGAACAAAUUAUGCUUUCACUAUGCCCUUUAUCAAAUGUAAAGUUACAAGUAGUGCAAGACGUGGGGCAUUUGCCUAUUGACUUCUUUUUGGAAAAGGGGGUACCGUUUUCAAUAAACUCUGACGAUCCCGCCUAUUUUGGUGGGUACAUUUUGGACAACUAUCUUGCCGUGCACUCGAGGUUUGGAUUUACCUUAGAGCAAUGGAAACAGAUUAGUUUGAAUGGUAUAAAUGGAUCGUGGUGUGAGGAAAGUAGAAAGCAGGAGUUGAGAUUGCUUGUGGAAAAGGUCUGUGCAAAAUAUGCAGCACUUUUGUAG